Trachemys scripta elegans is the source of this 4825-nucleotide messenger RNA. RefSeq names its product CD276 molecule (gene CD276). The transcript is spliced from 8 exons. The coding region runs from base 298 to 1236 and encodes 312 amino acids. Lineage: Eukaryota; Metazoa; Chordata; Testudines; Emydidae. The record is from RefSeq and is a predicted model, not a curated record.
GCGGACCCUGCUGCUCCCUGCUGGCGCCGCCCCAGCCUCCGCCUCUGCCCUCUUCGCCCGCGGAGUUCGCUGCGAGGCCUGCCUUGUCCGGCCGGCUCGGAGCCCUGGCCGCCGCCCCCACAGCAGGCGGGGGGAGAACCCGGCCGGUUCCUCUGCGAGUUGCUGCCGCCGACCCUGGCAGGCUCAGGGCAGCUCCUGCCGAGAGGGAAGAUUCCCUUUGCCAAGAACACGCGGGGCCUUGCUCUCCCCUCCCCGCCGCCCCUCACUGACGCUCUGGGAUCUCGCCCUGCAGCACAGAUGCCCUGCCCAUUGCUCAUCCUGGGCCUGCUGGUGCUCGCUCCAGCCGGCUCAGUGGAUAUCCGGGUCCCCGAUGACCCUGUGAUCGCCCUCUUUGGUCGGGACGCCGUCCUCCACUGCUCUUUCUCGCCUGAUGCCAGCUUCAGCCUCACCGAGCUCAGCCUCAUCUGGCAGCUGACGGACACCAAGCGGUUGGUGCACAGCUUUGCCAGCGGGCAGGACCAGCUGGCUGACCAGGGCAGCGGCUAUGUCAACCGCACGGCCCUCUUCUACGAGGAGCUGCCCCGGGGCAAUGUCUCGUUGCUGCUGCGGCGGGUGCAGAUCUCCGAUGAGGGCAGCUUCACCUGCUUUGUCCGGGUCCAUAGCUACAGCAGCGCGGCGGUGACGCUGCAGGUGGCCGCUUUGUAUUCUAAGCCCAACUUGAACCUGGAGCCCAGCAAGAACCUGAAGCCAGGGGACCUGGUGAUGGUGACCUGCCACACCUUCCGCGGCUACCCUGCGGCUACGGUGCUCUGGCAGGAUGGCCAGGGCAACAACAUCACGGAGAACGUCACCACCUCCCAGGUGGCCAAUGAGGAAGGGCUCUUUGAUGUGCAGAGCAUCCUCCGUGUGGUGCUGGAGCCCAACAGCACUUACUCCUGCCUGGUGCGGAACCCCGUGCUGCAGCAGGAGACCCACGCCUCCGUUACCAUCACUGGUCAGCACCUCAGCUUCCCUGCCGUGGCUCUCUGGGUGACUGUGGGACUCGCUAUCUGCAUCUUGGGGCUGCUGGGUGCCCUGGCUUACGUGUGCCGGAAGAAAAUUCGCCAGAGCUGCAAGGAAGAGGAAGAGAAUGCAGGGAUGGAGGAGCAGAGUGAGGAUGGUAUAGAACCCAAGACAGCUUUGCAGCCUCUGAAGAGCACAGAGAACAAAGAAGGCAACGAACAAGAAAUUGACUGACAGGAAGUGGAGGAGACACACAAACGAUGCCCCAUGCCACAGACUAGCAGACUGUCCUCUCGGACCAUUGUAGCCUCCUGGGGGAUGUCCUAUGGGAGACACUGAACAUCCCAUCCCCUGUGUCACCAUUGCUGCAUACCCUGGCCAUGAUGGACAGCAGCUUCAGCCUGUUUGCUCUGUUUGCUUCACCGUAACCAUCUUCCCCUUCCUCUCUCUCCCCCCCCCCCCCCCCCCCCAGGGUAGAUGCAGUUGUGUUGCUAUGUAGGGCUCGCUUCCUCACGGGGCUGGAUACACUUUAUUCCCAGGAGUCCUUCUCUUCCUGGCCCGUGCAGCCCAAAGGAGCCUGAUUCUCCAUUGUCCUGCACCUUUGGUGCUCAUUUCCACCAAUGCAAAGUGGGUGCAUAGUGCUCCCAAUGGUGACCAUUUGCACUCACACUGCCCCGGUGGAAAUGACUGCAUAAGAUGCAGGGCAGUGGAGAGUUGGGCCCAGGAUGUGAAGGGCUCUUUCCUGUAAGGUGAUUAACUUAGAGAUCAAUGGGGUUACUCCUGCACUUAAAGUUAAGCAGGUGCUAACGUGCUCUGCUGGAUGGGUUGGAGGGCUUGGUCCCUUGUGAGAUUGAACCCUCCCUACACAGGAGGUGCAGCCAGCAGGAUCUGAGCAGCUAGGAGGGAUGCAAUGGGGACGCUUGCCAAACAAGUGUGUGGUCAGAUGAGGUGGGUGGUGAACUCCCCCACUCUCCCGCAAUUUUAUCGAUGGUUAAGGGGAUGUUUGCUUAUCAGUGCCCUAUUACAGCACCAGCUCUUGGUGUCUUGGCCCUUAUAGCAUGUGACUAACACCAGAGCUGGCCGUACGGCUCCAUGGAUGUUCCUCCUCCCCAGUCCCAGCCAUCCUUCCCCCGCUGUCACCACAAAUCAGGCUCCAGCUUAUUCCCACACCCCAAAUUCAGCUUCUAAAGGGGGCGGGGAGGGGAUGGGACCAGGUGUCUGUCUUUCAGAAGAUCCAAAGGCAGAGGCUCUGAGUGUCCUUGUGUCCUCCUGUCUGCCUUUCCUCUCCUGCACCUGGUGCCUGAGACCCAACCACAACCGUUCUUUAGGGGAUCUGCUGAUGGUUGGACUAUCCUCCCCUCAAGAUGCCUUCAUGGACAAGGUUCAACAACCUCCAAGCAGUAGGCCUGUGGAGGUGGACAAUGGGCCCAAGAAGGUCUUUGAAGCUCUUGGAGAUGGACAGUGGGUCCAGGUGGCUGUAGAGAUGGAGAAUGGCCUAGUGUGGUUAUAGAGGCUCCGUGGGGAUGGAGCUCAUAGACUUGAGUGGAAGUGGUCCCUGGUCUUGGUCCUGGUUAUGGCAGAGGCACAGCUCCAAAGGGCAUCUUGUUAUCUUUAACGUUGUACCACUGUCACCAGCAUGUCUUUUGCCAUAAGCCCCUGGAGCCAGAGCUGUCCCUGGCUUAAUUCUAUUGAGGUUGGUGGAGUUACCCCAGGGGUGGAUUUGGCCCAGAAGAUUUUGUUGAGGCAGGAGAAGGAGAGGAAACUUCAUAGAUCUCACCCCCCUGCCCUUGCCUUGCUUUAUCAAAGGAGUCAGGAAGUAUCUGUAACUGGAUGUUGCGCCUGCUUGGGCCAAGGGUGAGGAGGGAAACUUGCAGGUCAGAUGUGACCCUUAACUACUAACUCCCAAGCUGCUUGCAUCCUUGCUAGAGAAGGGGAUGGGCAUGAGCGGAGGCAGAGAUGGAUUCUCCCGUCGAUUUUGCAUCCCUGGUUGGGAAGGAUGAUCCACAAUUUUCUGCAGCAAAGCUAUCCCCAUUUCCUGCUCUAUCCAUCAGAAAGGCUCCCCUGCAGCCUGGUUCCAGGGCCAGUGAGGUCAAGGGUGCCACCUCAGCUGCUUGCGAAGAGCACUGUGAAGUUAAAUGGGAGUUCCCCCCCCCCCCAUGGUUGUCACUCUCACACACUGGCCGGUCUGUUCCUGGGCAUCUGGUGGCCAUUUUGAAGCCAAGGUUUCCCAUGAGCUGAUGCCUCUAAAGUAUGUGUUUGGGGUCAUCAACUCUGAGGUGAAUGGAAAAUACCUGACUGAGCAGCAUGGAACCUGCCAGUGACCCUAAGCUUUUCCUGCCAGAAAGCUAGAGGCAAGGGGAAACUAGGCUGCGAGAAUCUAAUGGGCCAUGGAGGCCCACCUGCCUUCUCAGCCCCACCCAUGGUUCAUCUAAAUCACUGGGCUUCUCAGCUAUGUCAGUGGGUGUGUGUGUGUGUGAUUAACUUCAUUGGGGAUGCCCUCAUGUAUCCCAGCUGAAGAGCUGAGGGGCUAUUAUAGGUGGUGGGGGAGCACCUCCUAUUGUUAAGAUUUGCUGACACCUCCCUAUAUAUAAGACCCUGCUUUCAGUUGCUUUAUAACUUUGCCAAGCUUCAUCCGUUUGGAUGGAGAUUUUCCAUGCCAGAGGUCUGCCUCAGGCUGAAUGCGUUUGGCAAAUUUCAGCCAGAAUGGCUUGGCUGUUUCUGAGAAUGAGGCUAAGGGAAAGUACAUUGUUUAGUUCAUGUUAAAAACAAUUUGGGCGCCCUUUUCUUUGAGCAGCUUUAGCGUCCCCGUGCUUGGGAAGGGGGACUUGAAAUUUGGUAGGGGCAUGGCCUCUGUGUCAGGGAUGUGCCUGUUGCCACCCCGGUGAAAAUCUGCCCACAUUUGGUCAAGUUUCUUUUUAAAAUUGCAGUUUGCAUGUACCCAGAGACUUCAGUUUUGCCAGCUAAAUCUCUGAUGAUUCCAUCCUCACUGAGCAUGCUCGAGGCUCUCUCAGCUCCUAGUGCUGACCAGACUGUGCGUGUGCCAUCCCCAAAGAGCAACUGUGCAUGCUGCUGCUAGACUAGGGCUGCUGGGACAAAGCUGGACUUGCCCUGUGAGUGCUGCUCUAGGCCAGGUGUGGCGGGGCAGAGAGGCUGUCUCUCGUGCUCUCAGGAUCCAGGCACUUUGGCAGAGGAAGCUGUCUGAUGUGGUGCAGAGGGGACAAAAGCUGGAUCGGGGCAAGGGAAGGAGUAAAUUGGUGACAUGGAAUCUAGCAAACCUGGGUCUGCAGGAGGAAGGGAUGCUGGGACCAACUGGGGGACAGGACUGGGAGCCAGUUGGCAGGGAGGGGGGAGACUGGCACUGGCUGGACAAUGAGGCUGGGAUUAGGGACCAGUGAGGGAAGGGCAAAGGGAGCAGGGGGAGGGGGACAGCUGAAAAGGAGCUGGUAUGUGGGAGAAUUGGGACUGCUUGGGCAAAGAGAUGGGGCAAGGAGCCAGAGAGGGGGGAGAUUGGGGCAAGAAGGGUGGGAGGGGGAGACUGAAUUUAAAUGAGCAGCCCCGGGAGGGAGAUUAGGAGUGGAAGCCUAUGGGGAUUGGAAGCAGAGGGAGCUCAGAUGUGGAGCUGGGAGAGGGAACUGGCUGGGAGAGGAGUUGGGGCAAGAUGGGGAGAAUUGUGACUGGGUGUGAGUGAGACUGGGAGUUGGGGGAGAGUUUGGGAUUUGGAAAGUGGGGGCCGGGGAUACUAGUGCAGGCUGGGCAAGGAGAUUGGCUGGGAUGAGAAGCCUGAGCAGUAGAGGCGACUAGGUUGCUAGGAGAAUGGGACUGG